Messenger RNA from Alternaria alternata, 909 nucleotides. Its product is annotated as glycolipid transfer protein. Lineage: Eukaryota; Fungi; Ascomycota; Dothideomycetes; Pleosporales; Pleosporaceae. Gene Ontology annotation, cellular component: cytoplasm; cytosol; membrane. The coding region runs from base 238 to 855 and encodes 205 amino acids. Gene Ontology annotation, biological process: intermembrane lipid transfer; ceramide transport. The transcript is spliced from 3 exons. Gene Ontology annotation, molecular function: ceramide 1-phosphate binding; ceramide 1-phosphate transfer activity. The record is from RefSeq and is a predicted model, not a curated record.
UGCGUGAGCUGAGUUAGGCGCUUGCAUGUUCCCCUCGUCGAGACCCUGUGCGUCGCGCCUUCCCCGCGCUAGCUUACUGCAGCCGCAUGCCCCACCAAAGCCACGCGUGUUGAACGGAGCAGAGCUCACCGCUUGGGCCGAGACCACCUUUCUCUGAUACAAACAUCUUCCGCCUCUCCCAUACAUACAGGCCUCAAUUGCUUUUUCCACGCCACUACACAUCUCACAUACUUCAAAAUGGCAGCUGCAUACCCCCCUGGCGGAACCUUCUUCCAAACCCUCAAGAAGAGCUUCGCAGACGUCCCUGUCGACGAGGCCAAGGACAGUGCCAUCUCGACGACCGAGUUCCUAGAGGCUGCUGAGAGCACCACCACUCUUUUCGAUGUCCUGGGCUCCGUGGCCUUCAAGCCCGUCAAGGGUGACAUGAGCGGCAACAUCAAGAAAAUCCGCGACAGGCAGCUUGCUGCACCAGCCCAGUCAGAGACGCUCCAGGAGCUUUGCUUGAACGAGCUCAAGGAGAAGAAGCACACUGCCACCGAGGGUCUCCUGUGGCUGACCCGUGGCCUCGACUUCACUGCUCAGGGUCUCCGUCACAACAUCUCCAACCCCUCCAAGGAGCUCGCCGACUCCUUCCGCGACGCCUACGGCAACACACUCAAGCCCCACCACUCCUUCAUGGUCAAGCCCGUCUUCAGCGCUGCCAUGAGCGCUACACCUUACCGCAAGGACUUCUACAGCAAGCUUGGCGAUGAUGACAGCAAGGUCCAGGCUGAGCUGGAACAGUGGCUCGCAGCGUUGGAGAAGCUCCUCGCUAUCCUGAACGCGUUUUUGGCAAGGAAGGAGGCCAAGUGGUAGAGGAAAGCAAGGCAGCUAUUAGCAUACCCUACUACAUGAAUGAUGAGCAUGAGC